Molecule: messenger RNA, 1719 nt
Organism: Vanrija pseudolonga
Lineage: Eukaryota; Fungi; Basidiomycota; Tremellomycetes; Trichosporonales; Trichosporonaceae
Exons: 1
Coding region: 1-1719 (572 amino acids)
Source: RefSeq, a predicted model, not a curated record
AUGGCCACCCACGCUCCUCCUCACUCGUCUACUGCCCCCAUCGCCCAACUCUACUCUUCGUCUUUCACUUAUUCUCUCAACUCGCCCGACCCAGCGUCGUUGACAACGACGCAGCGUAACAACAACAACCAGCCACAGUCGCAGCUCGCACCACCACCACCACCGCCGCCACCUUCGUCGUCCAAGGCGCCCGGUUUCAAGUCGUCUCGCCGCACCCGCGCCGUCUCGUACGUGCCCCUGUCGCCAAACGUCGACUUUACGCUCUCGCCCCCGCUGGCGUCCUCUCCUGGUGGCUCGGCCUUGCCCCCACACACAGCCGCCUUGGUGCUUACCUCGCCCGACCCACAGCGCCGCGUGCCUACGGCGCGUCGGUCGAUCCAGUUUUCAAAGUUCGGCCAGCUCAACUGGUCGCGGCCAAUCGUCCCCGACGAGCCCGUCCCCGCCGUCCCCCCGCUCCACCCGCUCCAGGCCGCCGCCGCCAAGCUCAACGGCGGCGGUGGUAGCUCGCAGCCGCCACCUCCACCCACGGUGACCGUCUCGACCCCUACCCCGCUCGUGCAGAUCGCUGCCCGCUCGCGCCCCAACCCCGCCAUCGACUCGGUCAUGCGCACCACCACACCGCCCCAGCAGAGCCCCACCUCGCUCAACUCGAGCGACGAUGAGAUGCCCGUGACGCCGCCAACGACUUCGGCGUUGCCGGCUGGCGCGGCGCCCCCAGAGAUCCAGGCUACCAAGAUGUGGGCAGUCCCUCAGGGUCAAGGUCUCAGAGGCCUGGGUAUCGCCGAGUUGGAAGUCCCCUCCAUCAUCACGACGGCGCCGCCCAACCGGCCGCUGAGCACGAGCUCGAGCGAGUCGGCGGGCUCGCUGGCCGGCGAGAGCGUGUCCACCGCCUCGUCGUCUUCGUCGACCUCGUCGCAGCCAGUGACGCCUACAAGGCUACAGUUUGCGACCGAGUCGUUUGACAAGAUGUCGUCGCCAACGUGGACGCUCGACGAGCUGCGGUCGUUCCGCGCCGCUGCCCGCGAGCUCGACCUCGAGUCGAAGCGUCUUCGCAGACUACGUGGUCGCGAGCCGUCGCCUCCCCCGCGCAAGCUCCCGCGCAAGAAGGUGCCAACCGUCACCGACUCUGAGAUCAAGGCUUCGGCCGCCAACUCGCCACGCCGCCGCCCGGCCGUGCGCCACUCGCUCAUCGUCGCGCCGACCGAGAACAUCUUCUCCAUCGCCGUCGCUGCGCCCGAGCCCGCGCCGGCGUCUGACGAGUCGGACGACGACGAGCCCUUCCCCCUCAAAUCCUCGUUCCUCCGCCAGUCGGGCUCGCCAAACAUGAAUGCAGCGGCUACCCGGAGACCAUUCUACGCGCAGGGCAAGGCCGCCAUGUCGGCCAUUGACUUCUCGCCGCGCGUCAGCUCGCCUUCGAACGGCGCGUUCCCGCCCUUCCAAAAGACGCCGCGUAACACUAGCGCCGCGGCCGUGCCCACACUCAAUUCUAUCGAGCCACUCAAGAUUGAGAAGCGUGACAAGCGCGCCACGAUGAUGCCUCCUGUCCGCGCACCACAGCAAAUGAUGGACGCGCCAAUGCCCAUGCCGACGUUCAACCACCAGCAGCAGCCUUCAGCAGACAGCAUGCCGCCCUCGCCAGACCGCACUCUGAGCGUCAAGCAGUCGUCGGGCUUCCUCGGCAAGCACAAGAAGCUGAGCCGCUUCCUCGGCAAGGCAUAG